Cokeromyces recurvatus is the source of this 992-nucleotide messenger RNA. Its product is annotated as HAD-like domain-containing protein. The transcript is spliced from 8 exons. The coding region runs from base 140 to 934 and encodes 264 amino acids. Gene Ontology annotation, molecular function: phosphatase activity. Lineage: Eukaryota; Fungi; Mucoromycota; Mucoromycetes; Mucorales; Mucoraceae. Gene Ontology annotation, biological process: dephosphorylation. The record is from RefSeq and is a predicted model, not a curated record.
UUGUUAUUGAUAACUGUGGUCAACUUUAAAUAAAUAAAGCCAUGCUUAAACAAUAAUUUUUUUUUUUCUUUAAAAAAAUAAAAUAAAAUAAAAUUUUCGUAUUACGCGUUCUUUUAUAUUCACAUAUAAAUAUUCUAAAAUGUCAGCUAUUAAAGGUGUCUUAAUUGACUUGAGUGGAACUAUUCAUAUUGAUACAAAGGUUAUUCCCGGGGCAAUUGAAGCUAUUCAACGCUUAAAGGAAAGUAAAAUACCUUUCAAAUUUGCAACUAAUACUACUAAAGUGUCUUCAAAAAAGUUGGUUCAAAAAUUAACAAAUCUCGGAUUUAAUGUUGAAGAGAAAGAUGUAUUUACAUCCUUAUCAGCUUGUCAUGAUUUGAUUAAAACAAGCCAUUUGCGGCCUAUGCUAUUUAUGGAAGACGCUGCUAUGGAGGAAUUUAAAGAGAUUGAUACAAAUAAUCCAAAUGCUGUCGUUAUCGGUUUAGCUCCUUCUAAAUUUAAUUACAAUCAGUUGAAUGAUGCAUUCCGUUUAUUAACUUCUGAUCCAAAUCAUGGUAUUCCUUUGAUUGCUGUUCAUAAAGCAAAGUAUUUUGCUGAUAAAGAUGAAAAGCUGUCACUAGGUCCUGGAGGAUUUGUACAAGUACUUGAAUUUGCUACUGGUAUAACUGCCAAGGUUGUUGGUAAGCCUACUGUUGAUUUCUUUAAAUUGGCCCUUAAGCAAAUUGAUAUGGAGAAUAGACCACAAGAGGUGGCUAUUAUUGGCGAUGACGUUAUAAAUGACCUUGGAGGAGGUGCUCAAGAGUUAGGCUUACAUCGCUUUUUAGUACAAACUGGAAAGUAUCGUGAAGAAGAUAGUAAAGCAAGUGAAAAUGUAAAUGUAUUCAAGUCAGUAGUUGAGGCCAUUGAUUAUAUCAUUGAUCAAUAUAAUCAUCCUUAAUAAGGAGUGAGAGAGUAGUCAUACAACAAUUCCUUUUUUUUUUUUUUCUCAGUCUUAU